Molecule: messenger RNA, 8109 nt
Organism: Bombina bombina (fire-bellied toad)
Lineage: Eukaryota; Metazoa; Chordata; Amphibia; Anura; Bombinatoridae
Exons: 15
Coding region: 1-6132 (2043 amino acids)
Biological process (GO): neuron projection development; microtubule cytoskeleton organization
Cellular component (GO): neuron projection
Molecular function (GO): microtubule binding
Source: RefSeq, a predicted model, not a curated record
AUGAUAGAACAGAUUUUCUUUAAUAUAGUUUGUGGUCACAACGCUGAAGGAGUUUCGGAUGAACAGUCUUUGCCUGCUGCUGAUGAACUGAAACUAGAAGAUUAUAAACAACUUUCAGAGUGCGGAGACACUGAAACAUUGGACACUCCUGUAGAAAGUGUCGACCAACCAUGUGCUGCAGAAGUAUCUGUAGGAGCAAUUGCAGAACAAGUCAAUGAUGAAGAAAGCAAAGCUGACCAGCAUUUCUCUUCUGCAGAAGUCCAUUCUGACCAGCAAAUCUCUCAUAUCAAAGAGGACUUAUUAUUCUUGCCUUCUAAAGAAAUCCAGCCUGAACACAUCUCUCUUGAUGAACAAGGAAAUAAUAAUUUAUUAGUCUCACCUUUUAAAGAAAUCCAGCCUGAACAGCACAUCCCUCCUAAUGAACAAGGAAAUAAUAAUUUAUUUGACUCACCUUCUAAAGAAAUCCAGCCUGAACAGCACAUCCCUCUUGAUGAACAAGGAAAUUAUAACUUAUUAGGCUCACCUUCUAAAGAAUUCCAGCCUGAACAGCACAUCCCUCUUGAUGAACAAGGAAAUUAUAACUUAUUAGGCUCACCUUCUAAAGAAUUCCAUCCUGAACAGCACAUCCCUCUUGAUGAACAAGGAAAUUAUAACUUAUUAGGCUCACCUUCUAAAGAAAUCCAUCCUGAACAGCACAUCCCUCUUAAUGAACAAGAAAAUAAUGAUUUAUUAGGCUCACCUUCUAAGCAAAUCCAGCCUGACCUGCAAAUUCCUUCUACUGAAGACGGCAAAGAGGAUUUAUUAAAUUUGCCUUCUAAAGAAAUAAAGGCUUCACAGCCCUCGUUGGUUGCUGACGAAAGUAAUGUCUGCCUGCCUUCCUCUCCUUGUAAAGAAAUUCAACCUGAUCAGCUAACUUUUGCUGCUGAAGGAAUCACUUCCCCUUGUAAAAAUAAUCCGUCUGAACAGCCAGUUUUUUUGACUGAAGUAAAUAAAUUUGAUUCGUCCACAUCCUCGCCUAAAGAAUUCAUUUUGGAAGAGCCAACCCUUUUUGGAGAUGAAAACAAAGUAGAUCUGUCUGCCUCCUUAUUUGAUAUCCAGUCUGCAGAUCCAGCCAUUGUUUCAGAGCAUAAAGAUGAUCUAUUUUCCUCUCCUCCUAAAGAAAACCAGCCUGAGCAACCAGCUGCUAUUGCAGAAGAAAGUGAAGCACAUAUGUUUUCCCCUUCUGAUCCAAUACAGGUAGAACAGGCAGUGCCUUUAUCAGAAAACAGCCAUACAGAAGAUCUGUCCUUAUCUACAGGAGCUUCACCACUUGAGGAUAAAGAUGAGAACUUGGCAUCUCUUCAGAAAACACCAGCAUCUAUAAAACAAGCUUACAAAAAAUGUGACCGCAAAUUUGGCAGAACAAAAACUCCAGUAGUGCCUGUUUCAGAUGACUUCACUGAUCUUCCUUUGAGCAGGCAGACUUCAAUACCGUCUCCUGUGGAAGAUGCAUAUACUUCUGAUAUAUCGACCAGAGCCAAAGCUCUGCAUAAAAAGGCACAUGAAGUAAUGGAAAGCAGAAGAGAACAAUCAAAAGACAGUUGGGAUCAGGAAGGUAAUCAAGCAGUAAUGAAGAAGAAAAAGAAGAAGCCUAAACAGAAGAAGAUCUAUCCACCAAAAGGAACAGAACUUUUUGGCAGUGAUACCCUUGUAAAUACUAAAACUCAUACUGAGGAAUCUAAAUCAGGUACUGAUGCUCAGUUUGUGGAACAAGGCAUAUCCAAACCAAUGGCAGGUGCAAGGAAAGAUCAGCUCUUGAAAAAUGAAGCAGCUGAUAUGGUUGCGAAUCCACUUACUGAUGUAAAUGAGAAGUUAAACCUGUCCCCAGCUACUGUUCUGAUGGUAGAAAAGGGAAUGGGUCAAGUAGAAGUAAAGGAGAGGGACCCAUCACGUAAAGAAAGGUUAGACCCCAUUGCUCAAAAUGUUGAGGGUAAAGAUCAGUCCACUUCUUCUACUGUUCUAAUUGAAGACCUAACAAAAGAAUCUAUCUUUAAAGGUAAACAGUUUGCAGAGUUUCAGCCUGUAAUUUUAGAUGAAGCUAAGGUAUCAAAAACUCUAGUGGAGUCUAAAAGUGAACCUGUUGACAAAGACUUUUUUAAAUGCCCAUAUUUAAAGCAAAAGCUUAUUGAAUCUACGCUGUCUAAUAAAACUGAUAGACAAGGAAGCAAUACAAAUGAAGGAAUCAUUGAGGAGCCAAAGGAAAAUGUUAAAGAUCCCCCUCUAGAGAAAGGUACUGACGAAUCACUGCUUACAGUUACGGCAAUGUGCGAUAACCACAUAAAGACAGAGAAACAAGGGGUUGAGCAUCAAUCUCUGAAUAGUCGAGAGCAAAUGGCAAGUUUAAAAACUGAGACAACAAAAUCACAGAGACAAUUAAAUAAAGAAGUUGAUUCUCUUGAAUCUCAAUUGAAAUCAGAGCAUAUGCUUGUAGAGGAUCCUGUUAAAAUAAGGCAAACUUUAAGAGAUGAGCUUUAUCCCAUGUCUGUUAAAGAAUUCCCUUUAGAUAGAAAGCUUGAAACUAAAGCUGUUCCCCUUGGAUAUAAAGUUAAAAGCAAGAAAGGCAAAGUAAAAGUUAAUUAUAAUAUAGCAGAAUCCCCCAAAUCUGGCAUGUAUGAAAGCAUAGGUGUUAUGGAAGUGACAGAAGGGAGUUUAGUAGGCUUCCUUAAGACCGAUAAAGAAGAGAUGAGCAAAGACGUUCUAUUGCUUACAAGCAUUGGAGAUGCAAGUAGUAUUCAUGAUGUAACUGCAAAGCAGACCUUUGACCAGGAGCCUUCAGUACUAAUGCUAGUUACUGAUUCUAGCAAAACACCAUAUGACACAACAGUAAAAUGUGACACACUUAAGACAGAGUGUGACAGAGGAAAUAGUUCAGAACUCAAAUCUGAGUGUAAGCUGCCACUGACAAAGUUGGAACAGGAAUCCACAGAACCAGAAGUUAAAGAGUCUCUGAAAAAUGAAGCAAAAAGCAUUUUUUCUGACCAGAGCAAAACUGAGAGUAAGAUUGCUCAGACUGAUCAGAAGUGUCCCAGUUUGAGUGAAGUGGGCAAUCAAAUAGAUCUUGCCAAAGAGAACUUUUUUUCGAACUAUAAAGUGAAAAGUAAGAAAGGCAAAGCAAAAGCCAGUGGAAUUAGUUUACCUCCUGUAGAAUCAGGUGGGACAGCUGAUCAACGGAUCACAGAGGAUAAAAAAAAAUAUGAUAAAGUGGGGUCACGUAUAACAUUUAUGGAUAAAGGCCCUGGUUAUGAAAUUAAAAAGAAAUCUGAACGUGCUUCUUUGAAACGUCCACACAGCUCAGAGGAAACAAAAAAUGUUAUGUUAGCAACAAAAGACAAAACAAAAGAUGAAGGUAAAAUAACUGAAGACCUUGCUCUAAGUGCCCCCAAAGGUCCCUUUGUUCCAUCCUUACAAAAGAUGAAACUUAAUGAUCAUGCUAACGAUAAAGACAGCAAACAUGAACAACUUACUGAAAAGUUUAAGCCAGUUUUGCUGACUUCCCCUACAGUUUGCAUUAAGGCAGACCAGGCAUUGUCUCAAGAUAGCACUUUAGAAAAGCCCAGUGAUGACUUUUUGUCUCUUCUUAAUGAAGAUAUUUUAAUACUCACCUCAGGGACUCCUAAUAUAGCUGUUAAAGAUUUAGAAGUAUCAGUAACUGAAAUCCAUGAGCCAGUAAACGAUACUGAGGAUAAAGACCGGUUAGAUCAAAAACAUUCUACAAACCCGGUGCCAUCAAUAGAUAAAGAGAAAGACACAAAGCAAGUAAACAUUGCUUCUGCACAUGUAGCCAGCUGCCAAAUUGUUGCAGUGUUGGAUGCAGGGAAACAAAGUACUGUGGUUCAGUCUGAACCAAAUGAUUAUUUAGAUCAGGUUGGUCUGACAGAAGUACUGUCUCCACUUCAUAGUAGUUUGAAUAUUCAAGCCAUUGAAUCGCCAGAUACUCCUCUAGACACCUCUCUGGCCGAUUCAAUAAACAUUCUAGAAUGCCCUUCUUUAAUGCCCCAGUCUGAUUUACAGCAUGCUGUUGAUCUACCAGAUGUUGGUUCUCUUGUACAAAAAGCAAAGGUUGAUCCUGUAGAGAAGUUAAAUUUCUCAGAGUUAACAUCUAAAGUGGAAAAUGACCUUGGUACUUUAAGUACGCGACAAUUACAGACAGAGGAAAUGUAUCUACAAUUUGAUUUAAAACAUGAGCAGUGUUUAGAUGCCAAAUUAAAUGAACUUCUAAAAGAUAAUGUUGGGACAGAGGUAAAACUUGUUAAAAUAAGUUCCUCAAAUGACUUGGAGACUUUAGAUUUACAUAAGGCCACAGAAGAUACCAAUGAGAAGACUAGUGUCCCACAUAUAGAUUCCUUACAAAAGAAAAAAUUGCAACCUCAUCAAGAAAAAUUUCAACAAAAGGGCCCUACCAAGGCUGAACAUAAAAUUAACUCAUCCGAGCCAGUAAAAGGUUACAUGAGGCCCACUAAAUCUAGAGGGACCACAACACCACUUACUAGAGCUGCUGCCCCUGAUGGUGAGAAGCCAAAGCAGUCGGACCUCCGCUUAAGCCAUCAAAGGCAAGAUAAAGUGAAAUGUGAAGCAGUUGAACCCACUGAAAACGCUGUGAAAUCUGAAGCUACAACAGAAAAUGACAUAACUGCUCCACCAAGUAAAGAGCUUCCACCAAGUCCAGAGAAAAAAGUUAAGGCUUCUACACCAGCUAUCAAGGCUACAGCAGCUAAAGGCAAAACCCUUAGUGCACCAAGCCCUAGAAAAACAAUCUCCUCUACACCUACCCAAGUCAAAAAAACUGCCAGCCCAGCUCCGGCUCAAACGACCACUCCCAAGCGCCCGCUGGGAACUACUGGGAGGCCAUCAAAUUUAACACCUAAGGAUUCAAAAGAGGCAAAACCAAAGAGUCUUGAUCUGAAAAGCCCUAUCAAGAGCCCUGAUAAAAAGACGGCAGCUCCAAAACAAACUCCUGUAUCGACGACUCGUUCUAUUGUGAAGGCCAGUCCCUCUGCUUCCAAAACCAACACAUCUGCAACUGCACUUACCACAGGAUCUGCUCCUCCAAAACCGCCUCUUACUCCAAAGCGACCCACCUCCAUUAAGGGUGAAGAUAAACCUACAGAAGUGAAGAAACCUGCUACGAAAUCUCCCACAGAGUUGAGCCGCCCAAAAUCGUCACCAGCUGACCUUGCAAAGAGUAAUGGAACAGUUCCUUCCAGCUCUGUAACAGCCCCCAGCCGUCCUAAAACUACCAAACCAUCUGUUCCCAAAACCACCUCAGCAACCACAGAAUCAAAGAAGCCAACUACUACCAAACCAACUGCUCCAUUAAAGAAGGUUGUGUCAGCACCACAGAGCAAGACUACCUCUACCCUCCCUAGUAAGCCUGCUGCUCCAAAGCAACCUCGACCAGUUAGCGCUCCAGCUCCAGACCUAAAAAAUGUCCGGUCAAAGAUUGGCUCCAUAGACAACAUGAAGCACCAGCCAGGUGGAGGCAAGGCUAAAGUAGAGAAAAAAUCUGUGCCAGUCAGCACAGCCAGAAAACCUGUGCCCCCCAUGGUCACUAAAACUGCCACCUCUAAACCAGCAGACACAAAAGAGACUGCACAAAAACAGGCCAAUGGGAAAGUCCAGAUAGUCUCCAAAAAAGUGAACUACAGCCAUAUUCAAUCAAAGUGUGGCUCCAAGGAUAAUAUUAAGCAUGUCCCUGGUGGUGGGAAUGUUGCAAAUGCUGCCAAACCCACUGCCGUGGGUGCCCGCCCACAAGCAUCCAGUAACAAACCAGGGAAAGCCAAUGUGCAGAUCAUGAACAAAAAGAUUGAUGUCUCAAAAGUGACUUCCAAGUGCGGCUCAAAAGCUGCUGUUAAACAAAAAAAUGGUGGAGGCGACACAAAGAAUGAAGAGGAAAACAAGGCAGAGACCCUUCAAGAUAAAGAGGAAUUUUGUGCAUCUAAAGAAGAGACUGCCCUAUCUGUACAGAAAGAGGAUUCAGUGACACCAACCACAGGGGCACAUGAAAACGGACUAGGGGAGGCAGCCCUCACAUUAGGUGGGGAUCAAAGGGAAAGUCAGAGCUUAAACGCUCUGAUACCAGAGACAAGCAUCUAAUGAUGACUUUAUGGUGUCGUCUUCCAUCUCCUUCAUUGUCUGCUCUCCUUCCCUUUCAACUGUUAUCAUGUCUCCCUCCCACUUGUUCUUGUUCUCCACCCACCACCAAAAUCGCCACACUGUUUUACUGCAGAUUGAAGUACCCCAGAAUGAAGCCUCAAUGAACAAUCAACCACAGAGAAGAUGUUUUCAACCUUCUAGCCAGCACUUUCACCAUCUUUUCCCGUCAUCCAGUGUGGCUAAGUACUUCAGACAUCAAGGCCAGAUGUAUCCUUACGCCUCCAUGCUCCGCUUCUUCUAUGAAUUCCCCAGAAAAAUAUGUAGCUGCUGCUUUUUUACCCAUCAAGACUUGUGCUUCCAACUGUAACAUUUUUUGCACUUAGUAUGUUUAAUCUUCUUAACCUGAUAUCUGGCUCAGAGGGUGGAGAGUCCUGAAACAUUAAGACUUCAUGGCUUGCCUAAUAUGGUAAGCUAUUAUGACAGAUUUAGAAAGUCAUGGAAGGUUCUAAGGUAUGCUGUCCAGAAUAGCUUUAUCUCUGAAUAUAAUUCUUAGGCAGACCAGAGCUUAUCAAGCUUCCAUGAAAUUAAGAUGCUUGGUAUUGAUAAAUUAUGUAUUGCAAGCUCAUCAUAAAACAAAUCUGUUACUCGGCUGUUUGCCAGCCAUGAAUCUAGUAUUUAAGAUUAGCAUUAAAUUGGUAUUAAGUUGUAAUUCAGGAAAUCAUUAAAUUGUUGCUCUGUUUCUCUGCUCAGUAUCAUUAAGAGGAAUCUAGACACACUAGGCGGGUGGGUGAUAGCAUAAAAUUAGGUCGGAAUAAAAAUAAUUAUUUAUACUUAAUCAGCUCAUAUGCCACCUCUAUGAAGCCAGACACAUGGUUAAGAAUCUAGUAUUGUUAUUGUUUUCUGGUUGCUCUUUGCCAUUACCCAUUCACAUAUUUCUGGUGUUAUUUAAUAUAAAAAUGAUAAAUGUAUAGUAUAUAUGACACACAAGCACACAAAGUAGAUAAUCUUCCCUGUAGACUUCCUGACCUGUACUUGUGGUAGUUUGAAAUCUUUGUGUCUACCAUUUUCUCUGUUUCUUAGUGACAGGUGAAGACCUGCUUUUGCAGUGCUAGCUUAAACAUAUCAAGCUGUUGUGAUUGUGUUCUUUUGAUUUGUUUAGAUAUUUUAAUGUUAUUGAAGGGCAGAUUAAAUUAAUUGGGUAAGCUAUGUUGAAAACGAAAGUCAUGAGCAUGUGUUACUGGAAUUUGUUUUCUUCUUGGACUUGAAUGAAAAGCGCUAUUUGCCUGCAACUUUUCGAUCAUCCCUUGGAUAAUACAAUUUUACAGCCAGAUUAAAUUCAUUUUAUGUUUUGAAAAUUCUUACAGAACAGAUACUGGUACUUUUUUUUUUUUUUUUGUAACUAAAGGUGGCUUAAAAGUUGCAGGUAUUUUAGACUCCUUAGUAUCAAAUGUGUGGGUUUGCGGAUGUGAUUUAAUUCCAGAGGUUCUCUCAAAUAAUGAGUAAUGAUGGUUUUAAAGUUUUCGAUGAAGAUUCCUUCAUAAAAUGAGACCAGAUAGGUAAUAAGCAAUUUAAGAAACUGUAAUCAAUUUUGAAGGGUGAAUGAGUUAAAACAAAAAUGUUUUCUACUUUUUUGGUUUGAAACUAACAUAUUAUGUGCUGUGACAGACACUAAAGGAAUAAUAUGUAAAUAAAUUAUUCACUGGACUUGAGGCUUAUAAACAAUAAUUGAUCGUCAUUUUGGAUCAGAAUAUACUGUGCUCAUGCAGGCUUUUUAGAUCCAAAGAAACCAAAAUUCAAGCAAUGAAAAUUAUGGAGAGGCAUGUCUUGUACUAGUAAGUUUCUCCAUGGAAAUUAAACCACCAUAGUGAUAUCCGGAUUCUGUAUCACCACAAAGUUCUUAUUGCACUUGUAUUUUAUAUAUAUAUAUAAUAUUAAAGUAUGCAUGAUUUCUAAUAAAAUGACAUUCAAAUUUAACAA